Molecule: messenger RNA, 1036 nt
Organism: Dermacentor andersoni
Lineage: Eukaryota; Metazoa; Arthropoda; Arachnida; Ixodida; Ixodidae
Cellular component (GO): chitin-based extracellular matrix
Molecular function (GO): structural constituent of chitin-based larval cuticle
Source: RefSeq, a predicted model, not a curated record
GAUCCCGGCGUCGUGACAUCGGCCGCCAAAGGGCGUAGGAGUGGCGUCUCUCCCACUAGAACCGAGAACGCGCUGCGAGGCGGCUCUUUUUUUUCCCCCGUGUUCUCUGUUGUUUCGGCGAGGACCGCCAAAGCAGGCGCCGCCAUGUCUUCCGCCCUAGCAUUCCCUCAUCGCGUCGGAGCGUCGUACGCUGCCUUUCCGGAGUCGGCCCCCUCACCAGACGCGGCGAUGCAACUCCUAUAUAAGUCCAGCAGAGGGAUCCACGUUCCGCAGUACGCAUCUUUGUAUCGGCACGUCGCGGUUUGGUGCAUACCCGUCUUACGUGUGCUUGGCGUAAAGGGAACAAGCGAAUCAUGAUAAAGAGGGCCGUCAUCGCGUUCUGCCUUGUCCAGUGGGCCAGCUGCCAGUUCCCGCAGUUCCCGCAGCGAUUCCUUCCGCAGGCGUUGCCUAAGCCCGUUCUCGUGCCCGUCGUGACCGGCGCCGGGCCGGUUCCCCUGGGCUGGUCGCCCUACAGCUUCGCGUACGACGCGCUGGGCGCCGACGGCUCGAGCACGCGCAGCGAGUCCGGCGACGCGCAGGGCCGCGUCACGGGCUUCUACACCCUCACCACGGCCGAAGGCUCGAGACGCCGCGUCAGCUACGUGGCCGACGAAAACGGCUUCCGUGCCACCGUCGACACCAACGAGCACGGCACCGCCGACGAGGCGCCGGCCGACGUUGUCUGGAGGUCCACCGCCCCCAAGGUUCACGGCGGAGGCAUAAUCACGCGACCAGCGGGUGCUUCCGGAGCCCAGGCCGCCUUCUAUCCCGCCGGACAGGUGCAGCAGCAGCAGCAGCCCUUCAAGUAUCCCUUCUCCAAGGCGUGAUGGCCGAGUCGAGCUGCCGGUUGUAUGGCCACGAAUCGAGAACUCGAGCGAAGUGCGUUGUGAAGACAACAGGCUGGCCGGCAUGCAACGUCCGCGGUGGGACGCAUGCGCGGUCGUGACGCGAAUGGUGCGAGAGGCCUUUAAUAAAAGCCGUCCAGAGACACACCUGA